UUGCUCGAUUGGGAUUCUUUAGAAGUUGUGUAGAAUCUUGACUUUUCAGAUUCUGAUUGCUUUGUUACUCGAUCUACAAGGAACACUUUACUUGUUUAUUUUGUUUUGGUCAUUGCAGGGACAUGGUGAACGCAAAGGAAGGAGAAAACUGCAGCAAACUAGUGCUUGAAGCUCUCACAGCCACAAUGACAAAAAUGAUGGACGAGAAAUUUGAGGCUUACAAGAAAAGAAAGGAACAAGAGCUUAAACCCAAGCCACCAGACAACACAUUGAGAUCCACAUGGAGAAAAAGAGACUACCUAGAGUGGGAGAUAAACAUGGACGAAUGGUUUUAUUACCACAACUUCUUGAGCGAGAAGAGUCUAGGAAGUGCAAUUAGCCAACUCACUGGAGACGCUUACAACUGGUGGGUACAAGAAGUUGAUGAUCGCUGGUAUUACAAGGAGCCACCUAUCACCUCAUGGAGAGAUCUUAAGAAACUACUAAGGAAUAAGUAUGCUCCGCAAGCACCAUGCACUCCACUAGCUAAUGCCACAGUGCAAGAGUUAGCAGUUAGAGAAAAGAAACCAGUCUCACAUCGACGUUUUGCUACUAAAGAGAGAUCUGAUCAUCAUAAGAAGAGCUUAGCUCCCAAGGAACAAAAGGAAAGCGCUAGGAGCAACUCCAUAGCAGAAGAACAAUUUAAAGAAGAAGUUCUCAAGAUUCUCAACACUUAUAACAAACCCAAAAAAGCUAAGUGUGCUCUUCCUUCUCCUUCAGAAAAAGCUAAGUUUCCUCUUCUUACUGAAAUUGUGAAAGAUACGUGUGAUCUGUCUAAGAAACCUGAUUUUGUGCUUGAAAAUAAUCAAGCUUGUGAAACACUAAUCCAAUUAGAACCGGUGCAUCCGAGUAGUAUUGUUACUGUUUCGCAGGUCGUAGAAGAUGAAUCACUAGAAGAAACACCAAGGAGUUUUCCUUCAGUUAGUCACUUGGAGCAGCCACUCGACUUCGUUCCAGAACCAAUCCGUAAGGCAAAUGGAUGCAAACUAAAGCACUGUAAGGAAACUAAUUUGUUUGUGUUAGUUUCUGCUCAAGAUGAAAAACGUUUUGGUUUAGAAAAGGUAAAAGAGUUUCGUGUUUCAAAAUCUGUUUUUGACAAAAUGAUUCCAACUUUUGAAGCAUUCAAACCUGAAGAAUUCUUUAGGUCAAAUGGUUUUCUUUUUGAUGAGUUUCAUGAAUUUAGCUCUUCUUUGAGGAUUUCUUUGUGUAGCAAUGCAUUUGAGCUGUUUAGAAGUAAAACUAAAUAUGCAUUGGUUAAAACAUUUUCUGAAACAAAACAUGUGCUUAAAAACAUGUCAUGUGAAUUGAACCCAUUCAUUGAGCUUUGCAAUCCCAAUGUGAAAGAUCAUGUUCUUGAAUUUUCUACUUCAAGUAUAAUGCACUUGCUCUGUCCCAUGAGUGCUCAGAAAAGAACAGGAGCAAUGGAGAAGCAUAAAUAUUUAGGAGAAUUGACAUCAAGGAAAAGCACAUUCAAUGUCCUACACCAUAGCCAUGAAGACUUGAGAAGAGCUAAAGGUGCACUAAAUCCAUUGACGAUCAAAGAAAAGCCUCCUGAUUGGCAUCAACCUCCAUACAUCCGAAAAGAAUCCAAAGACAGAUACAUGAGUGAAACUAGGGAUUUCACUAACGGUAAUUCAGUGUUGAUGCUUGGUCAAGGAGAAAGACUCAUGUGUUCCAUUCAACUCAAGGAGAAUCCGCCAGAUGCAUUAUUUGAGCAGAGGAGCAUCCCUAAGGUGUUAACGCAGUCUUGA
Messenger RNA from Arabidopsis lyrata subsp. lyrata, 1790 nucleotides. RefSeq lists its product as uncharacterized. Lineage: Eukaryota; Viridiplantae; Streptophyta; Magnoliopsida; Brassicales; Brassicaceae. The coding region runs from base 123 to 1790 and encodes 555 amino acids. The transcript is spliced from 3 exons. The record is from RefSeq and is a predicted model, not a curated record.